ACCGUAUUUCGGCGAACUCAUCAAUUUUAUCGCUUCGUUGCAUUCCUUAGAGUUUAAACUUUCGUCCUGCAGGUUAAUAAUGUCUGCUUCUGGUGAUCGAUUUGAUUGGUAUCAGUCAGAGGAUAAUAUUUGGAUAGAUUAUUUAAGAAAAAAGAUGGCGCCAACUGAUAUUCGGGUAGAAAUAAAAAGACGGGAGGUUUCUUUGUACCUGACUAUUCCCACCGGUGAUGAGUUGCUCAAGAAAUUCCAGUUGUUUCAUGAAGUUGUGCCAGAAGAUUCAUCAUACCGUGUCACCGCCACGAAAAUCGAAAUCAAGUUAAAGAAAGCAGAUAAAGUUUGCUGGAGUCAUCUGGAAUCUCAAGAUUGUAUCACUGGUUCAGGAAUUCAGACGUCAUAUGAUGUCACCAAAAUUGUUCACUCCUACCCUUCUUCAAGCAAAUCUGCACACGAUUGGAAUAAGAUCGAUAAAGAAGCAGCUGAAAUAGAGGGAGAAGAAGACCCUCUAAACAAGUUGUUCAGAAAUAUUUACGAAAAUGCCUCAGAUGAAACUAGAAGGGCAAUGAUCAAAAGUUUUGUAGGUUCUCCCUUCUUUUCUCUUACUUCUAGUAAACUAAAGAGUUUUGGCUUGAAGUUUAGAUUGUCGUUUCAAUUUCGAAUGUGCUUUAAGCAAACAGGUAUUUGCUUGAUUUUAUCCCAACAGACUAGAUAGUCUAUUUUACUUAAAUGAAACGGACAAAAUAUCUGUGCCUUUCACGUAUAGAACAUUGACGUGAAUAGUAGCGGUAAUUUGUCAUCAGUUGACAAAUAUAUCUUAUCCCAUGACUUCAUUUCUUGACUAGUCCCGCAUAGUUGUUUUUAAUCGGAGUAUCUUAUCUUUCACUGUUUACUAACUUAACCAGAGCCGAUUUGUGCUUAGACAUAAGUAAUAUAUUCGCUUACCACCUUAGUCUAUGAAUUUACACCGCCUCACUAAUUGAUUUGCGACCUUUAACGAGUACCCUAUGUCCAUCCUCAUGAUUGCCCACUCCGUCGACCCAUGAAAAGCUAACAAUUCCUUGAAGAAACCUAUGGUCAAACACCUGGGGUUUAUGCUUGUCUUCUACCUUCAGAUAGCAUGUUUCACAGCCAUACAGUAGAACAGGACAGGCUGCUGCGCAAUACAAACGCGCUUUGUCUGUGAACGGACAUUUAGCCCACGCCAAAAGUGACGCAAGUUGAUUGGGGCUAACCGAGCUUUUUUAGAUCCUUUCCGAGACCAACCCACCAGGACUCUUAAGAUCAGUGAAGCGAUCAAGGUACUUAACUACUUUACUCCUUAUAAUCAGUCCAGGCAACAUUUUGCAUUUAUGGGGAAAGAAACGCAUCCCAAACAUCUCUAGAUUGCUGUUCGAGGUAGCCAAGAAACUGCGUUUCGUCAGCGUUAUCAUCAAAUAGAACUAUAUCAGUUAGGUAUUUUAAUUCGAUAAGUGAACGUCCUGGUGCGAGACUAACCUCUGGAAAGUUGAGAAGUGUUGUUUGUAAGAGAGCAUCUUUGACCACAUUAAAUAAGAGGGGGUAGUGGGCAAUUCUGAUGAAAACCAUCUGAUACGCUCGUGCACUAAGCUAAUGUACUCUCAACUCCGACUUCAAUACCGCAAACAAAACUACUAUCCUUUCCUUCCCCCUGCCUACUGAUCAUAGAGAAGUCCAGUUUCGUAAUGGGAGUGGUGUUGGUGAUGAUUCCAGUGGGAUUGAAGAUACAUUUAAAGUUAUUCAGUUAUGUAUCAGUUACAAUGAUUAGGACUGCGAACUGAGUGGUUUUCAAUAAACUGAAUUAUAUCAGUUGAUAGAGCAAUGUAACGGAAAUUUGCUGGAAGUUGACCUUACAAUCAGAUUACAUCGAUUUUAGUUUUCUUGUAUUUGAAGGUUGAACAUCCCCAAUACUACUUGAGGCUUAAAGUUCGCCAUAAGUGCUGAGUCAACCAAUAGGGUUCGAGUAGAAAACAUUAACAAGGUUUGGAUGGAUAUUCGAUAUGUCUUUCAAUGAAACAUUUUGCCCUUAAACCUAGGUCGAAAGAAUUAGAUGCUACUUGUAGGUUAAGAAAUAUGGGUAUAAUCGGGCGUCGAUAACUAUGUUUAUGUUCACGUGCAAAUAUGAAACCAGGAGCGUAGUUUUACAAGAGCUUUUUUGCGACUCCCGUGGCUGGUAAUGACCAUUAACUGAUAAGAAAUUUAUGAGAAAUGCCUUGAUAUUGCAUGUGUUCCCUUACCAUAACAGUUCUGCACCGGUCAUAGUCAAAGUCUCACAACAUUAUUGGUUCAUUUACUUUUCUUGUCUGAACCUUGAUCACCUGUUUCAAAACUACUUACCAGUGUAGAGGAAUACGUCUGUUAAUAAAAUCUGGUUUAAUCCUUGUUUUCCUGUACUAUUCUCAAUCACUCAUCACUGUUCCGUAAUUAAAGAUAGUAAGGUUUGGAGAUCUGAUAUUCAAAUCAAUUUCUUAAGAUUAUGAAGUGGGAAUUACGUUUUCAUAAGUUGAGACAAUUAUCGAAUAAAUUUAAAUAGAACUGUCCGCUAUACAUCUGUUUCAACAGAAGCCUAAUUGUUAUGAUGAUAUGAUUGUUGAGCCUGCUGAUUCCCACAAGCCUAUGAACUACUUUGGAUAGAAGGUUACUAAAAAUUUUAAAAAAGAAAAACAGUAAACCCUGAUUCUAAGACAAAGGUGUUUUGUUGAAUUUAUGUAAGGAUAUCAUACGUUUUUGAGAACGUUGAUUGAUCUUUCCGACACUCAGAUGUCAGGGUAAGUUAGUUUUCGAAAUUAGUCUACCGUUUCUAUACUUGACGGAUUUCGCAUGCCAUAUGUAAGACACGACAUCAAUCUACGAAGAUACUUUUGGAUUGAGUUAUUUAGGUAAGUGUAGACUACCUGGUUAGGGUCUGGUUGAUUAUCGUUAAGAAUAGUUGGAGAGUUUUUAAUAUAGGUCGAAAUCGUUUGGAAUUUCUCAGAUGCAUUUACUGUUUAUCUUUCUGUAGAUCCCGAUUUUCUAAAUUCUUCAGAAUUUUUUUUUCGUUCAACUGACUUAACGCUUUUUUCUUGGGUUGUAAAGUUGAUGUAUUAUCUGUUUUAUCAUAACGAAUACUCUCACAACCUCUAUUACUCUUGGAAUUUUUGUAGUGUUUUCACCUCGAUGUUCUAAUGGGGUGUGGAAACUUGAACCAAUGUACACAAGCACCAGGUUCUACUUGGCAUAUGUCUGACGAAAGGUUCUCAUUCAGGAGCCAACACUAUGAAAGUAAAUAAUUCUGAAGAUCUGUAUUAAUCCUUAACCAGUUCUCUCUAGGUCUGAUCAAAAUACGGUAUCAUUUCCUGAAUAGAAUGACUGUUUGUCUGAAGUGUUUCGGGAGAUAUAGACUAUCUACUUCAAGUCUGAGGUACAAACGAGUGCUUUGUUUCUUUACGCUGUCUUACGCAAAAUCGCUUUCAAUGACCCAGAUCCAUCGAUUUUAAUUUGAACAGAAAAAAUAUUUCCGUAAGGGACUGAACGCAUUCUAUUUGAAGGCUCUUCGCCAGCCGAAAAUAUACAAACAUUUCAGGGAGUGAUGUACUUAAACACUAAACUUAAAUGUAUUUUGGUCAGCGAACGUUACCUGGAGUUCUUUAUUUCUAAUGUUAGUAUUACUUAUUAUACAUCUCAAGUUAUCGUUUUUCUCUCCGUUUGAGAGUUUAGACAGAUAUAUGUCCCAGAUCCUAAAUUAUUGUCCAUGUGAAUAAUAGUCGUGGACAGCGGCUUUAAAGGCAAAUGAAGGUAGAACUUCAAAAGUUACCUUUUGAGACCUGAGGUUCCCAAAUGCUCCCAAAAUUGAUUAUUCAGUCUUUUCUGCAACUUAAGCUAUUAGAGUUACUCUUGAAAGUCCUCCACUUGUCUCCUUUCACUUUUAGUGAAUUUACAAAUAAAAUUCAUAAAUUCUAUUGUCAUCACUUACCUUUGCCUAUCGUCCCGUCUCCUAAAUACCUUCAAUCCAAUAGACUGUUAACUAUCAUCGAAGUCCGUUUUGUUUUGAAGUGGUCCGAGAUUUCAAUUAUCUUUUAAUAUUUGAAUUCUGGGAUCAAUUGGUGAUGUAAUCUGUUAUUCUCUCAUAGACUAUCACUUCUACUUAUACUGUCUAUCUUGUAAGCUAUCAGUCUAAAUUCCAGCAGCUUAUCCUACUCACUGUCGUCAGAAAAAGUUUCUUUUUCCACUUCCAAAGUUAAUAUUAUCUGGAAGCAUAUGAAUUUGUUACCACUAAUCACCGUUAUCGUUUUGUUGAAAUGGAAUUCACAAAGCUCUUUAUUGGUGUUUUCCUGUUUAAUUUCACUCUUAUGUGCAAAAUGAAGUGAAUGACUGCCGUGUAUAUCAAUAAAACCUGUCCUCUAUACAGUGAAAACUCCAGUUAUAUAGCUCGAAAACCAGAAAAUACUAAUAUAUAUCCUAUUCCUUCAGCGUCUUCGCUUAGCCGUUAUAUCAACUAGGUGAUGCGAAGCAGAACGUACGACUGAAAGUAAUUAUUUUUAUGCUCCUGUAAAAUUGUGGUAACUGUUUGUCAAACCUUGUAUCAAAGAUCCAAUGCCUUAACUCCCUAAAAUCUGAUAAUAUCAGUUAUCGAGGUGGAAAAAAGUUCAAGACGAAUUAAAGUGGUUUUUUACAUGUAAAAAUGGGAUAUCCUUCAGAAGCCUACAUAACAUCUGUGUACGGCUGAUUGCACAUAACCACUUUCAUUUUUACUUUGAAAAUCGUACUUGUAUUAACAUAUUUUCUUAGAUACUGCAGUCCAAAUUAGUGCAGUAUUGUCCGACCCUUGGAUUUUCAUUUUUUGAAAGCUUUCAUAUAUCCCAGUUGUUAGCGAAAAAAUCCUAUGAUGUCAAGCAAACUUUUGACUAAUCCUAAUUCAGCAUUUUAAGUAUUUUUGGGGAUAUCGUUUUAUUGCUUUUAAAGAGUCGUAAUGCAUUGAUGUUUUUAUUCUAGACGGAAUCCGCUGGUACAGUCCUCAGCACAAAUUGGAGUGAAGUUGGAGCAGGUAAAGUUGAAAUACGACCUCCAGAUGGGAUGGAAUAUAAGAAGUAUGAAAUAUAAUGUUUGUUAACAAAAACUGCUUUAUGCUUACGACUUUUUCAACGGAAAUAAAGUAUUUUCACGUUCAU
Schistosoma intercalatum is the source of this 5159-nucleotide messenger RNA. The record is from the annotation of a GenBank genome assembly. NCBI's taxonomy places the organism in Eukaryota, Metazoa, Platyhelminthes, Trematoda, Strigeidida, Schistosomatidae.